AUGGACCUGGGCACCCUUUUGACUCCAAAGGGUGUGGUGACGGUUCUGAGCGAUCAGAUCGUGAUCAUGAUCCUCGGCGCCCUCUUGUUGUGCCUGGUAUUUCCGGCCCUCGCCCGCAAACGCCAAGGGGCUGAAGGUACGGCUUCUCUGGUGCCGAAGGGCUUUGCGGCGUUCGUCGAGAUGGUUUGCGAGUACUGGCGAAAAGAGGUGGCCGAGCCUCACUUGGGCGAGCACGCCGACAAAUUCAUCAAAUUCAUCUGGUCGGCCUUCUUCUUUGUGCUGACCAUGAAUGUGCUGGGUCUGCUGCCCUUGGCCGCGGUCACUCCGAUGUUGACCGGUCUGCAUAUCGGCGGCACACCUACCGGAAAUAUCUGGGUCACCUCGACUUUGGCGAUCAUGGUCAUGAUCUUGAUGGUCGUAAACGGCCUGCGCUACGGCGGAAAAGCCUAUUUGGCUCACUUCUCGCCCGGUCCCAUCUGGAUGGCGCCGCUGAUGAUUCCUGUGGAGGUCAUGGGUCUGAUCGCUAAGAUCUUUGCCCUGGCGGUUCGUCUAUUCGCCAAUAUGGUCGCGGGUCACGUCUUGCUCGCCGUUCUCUUGAUGAUGAUCCUCAUGUCGGGGCAGGCGCUCGGCGCGGCUGCCGGCGGAGGCAUCGGAAUCGUUCUCGUGAUCGCGGGCGUUGCGGUCAACAUGUUGGAGAUAUUCGUCGCUUUCUUACAGGCGUUUAUCUUCACCUACCUGACCACGCUGUUCAUCGGCAUGUCGGUGAACGUGCACCACGACGAGCACCACUAA
Messenger RNA from Exaiptasia diaphana, 792 nucleotides. Its product is annotated as ATP synthase subunit a-like. Gene Ontology annotation, biological process: proton motive force-driven ATP synthesis. Gene Ontology annotation, cellular component: proton-transporting ATP synthase complex. The coding region runs from base 1 to 792 and encodes 263 amino acids. Lineage: Eukaryota; Metazoa; Cnidaria; Anthozoa; Actiniaria; Aiptasiidae. The transcript has a single exon. The record is from RefSeq and is a predicted model, not a curated record. Gene Ontology annotation, molecular function: proton transmembrane transporter activity.